AUGAGUCUGAAGCAAUUGGAAGUGACACUUUUGGCUCUUAUACGGAACAAGAAGAUGAACUUCUUCUUCAAGAAAUGGGAAAGAAGACAAAACUGUAGGGGCUCUGCCAUGUGUGAUGAAAAUCCUAUCAAUCUCUUUGGCCUGCCAUCUUUUGAUGUCAUUGCUGUUCGGGGCUGUAGUUGGUUCCCAGCUGUUUCUUUAACAGGGUUUCCUCCUAACAAUUUAAAACUAGUUCACAAGAAAACUGAUGUCUGUCUUAUUGCUGAGCAAGAUGCCUUGAACUCUUUGUAUUCCACUAAGGAUGAGAAUUCCCAGUUGAAAGCCUUUGAUUUUGGCUUAUCAGAUUUUGCCAAACCAGAUGAGAGGCUUAAUGAUAUUGUUGGAAGCGCAUACUACGUCACCCUUGAGGUUCUACAUAGAUCUUAUAGUACAGAGGCUGAUGUUUGGAGUAUAGGUGUAAUAUCAUAUAUUCUUUUAUGUGGCAGUUGCCCAUUUUGGGCACGGACUGAGUCUGGGACUUUUCGGGCGGUGUUGAAAGCUGAUCCCAGAUUUGAUGAAGCACUUUGGCCUUCUUUAUCUCUUGAAGCAAAGGAUGUUACUCAUGAAGGCUUAUAUGCGAUCGUCAUCCCUUUGAAAGGCUGCUUGAACGGCCUUAUCUUAGACAUUGACUGUAGAUCAUUCUUUUAUCUGAAGGAGAAGUUUGCACUAUUGGAUCUCAUUGCAUCGCUAAAUGGACUUCAAUACAGAAGAAUGGAUUUUGAAGAGUUCCGUGCCACUGCAUUAAGUGUUCAUCAGCUUGAGGCACUUGAUCGUUGGGAACAACAUGCUCGAUGUGCAUGUGAACUUUUUGAGAAGGAUGCAAAACAGAGCAAUUGUCAUUGA
Molecule: messenger RNA, 882 nt
Organism: Prunus armeniaca (apricot)
Lineage: Eukaryota; Viridiplantae; Streptophyta; Magnoliopsida; Rosales; Rosaceae
Source: the annotation of a GenBank genome assembly